UGUUUUUGUUCACGUUCGCACUGCACUUGCACGCCCGAAAAGUGCACUUUUUGGUGAUUGCAGAUUGUGCGUUUCUCGCAUCGUUGGUGGACAUUAAUUAACAAGCUUGCUUAGCAUAGAACACGCCGAGUGCCACGAUGACCUGGGAACACCUGGCGCGGGGCAGCUCGCCCGUCGAUUGGUGUGAAGGAAACUAUCUCAUUUCUCCCGAUAUCGCCGAAUUCGUGAACACGAUUAGCAACAUUUUGUUCCUGCUCGGACCGCCCUUUCUGAUCUACCUGUUCAAGGAUUACGGAAGAUUCAUUCAACCCGCCAUUCACCUCAUCUGGGUGCUGCUGAUCGUGGUUGGCCUGUCGUCGGCCUACUUUCACGCGACGCUCAGCCUGCUGGGUCAGCUGCUCGAUGAGCUGACCAUUCUUUGGGUUUUCAUGGCUACGCUCAGCCUGUUCUGCCCGCGAAGACACUUUCCACGGAUUUUCAAAGGAUCAAGAAAACGCUUCUCCCUGUCGAUGACGGUGUUCUCGAUUGCGGCCACCGCCCUUUCGUUCUGCCAUCCUGCUAUUAAUGCGUUCGCGUUGAUGUUCCUAGCCAUCCCAGCAACCUAUCUGUUGUACAAGGAAUUGAAAAUUGUGGAGGACCAACGCGUGUAUCGGCUUGGGGUACGGAACACGACCAUCCUAAUGAUUGCCAUCGUUUGCUGGAUCAACGAUCGCAUGUUUUGCGAUACCUGGUCAUCGAUGAACUUCCCUUACCUGCACGGUUUCUGGCACAUUCUCAUCUUCAUCUCGGCCUACCCGGCAUGCGUGCUGUUUGCCUAUUUCUUCGUCAGCGACGAACGUCCCGAGAGUCGACCGACGCUCAAGUAUUGGCCACGGAACGACUUCGAGCUCGGCAUACCGUACGUUUCGAUCAACUAUGGAAAGAAGUGUGAUGAUGAAAUCUAAAACUCCCUCACCGUUAGUGCUCCCUCAUGGGCAGGUCCUUAUGAGUGGAGCCAACACAACGAUUCUCUCGCGAUUCCAAAACGAAUAACACAAACGCACCUUUCCCGGCGUCUCUACCAACCUCAUCCACUCUCUCUCUCUCUCUCAUGCUUUGUAGGAAUUACUGCUGUUUGUCUUAAAAGGUUGUGAAAUAGGAAACAUUAGUAGAUGUUUAGUUUGUAAACGAAUUCCUAGGCCAAAAUGAAAGUGUCACCAAAUAAGUAGGGAUUGAAUGGGAAAGUACCACCAGACAGGGGUACACAAAUCGAUUUU
Molecule: messenger RNA, 1256 nt
Organism: Anopheles aquasalis
Lineage: Eukaryota; Metazoa; Arthropoda; Insecta; Diptera; Culicidae
Gene: bwa
Product: alkaline ceramidase
Biological process (GO): ceramide catabolic process
Cellular component (GO): membrane
Molecular function (GO): hydrolase activity, acting on carbon-nitrogen (but not peptide) bonds, in linear amides
Source: RefSeq, a predicted model, not a curated record